GAGGCAACCAAGACAAGGCAGCUAGAAACGGUUGGUACAAAACUGUGAUAUCUGAGAAUUUAUGAAUUUAAGAUAUCUGUGACCGACUAUACAGAACUUUAUUUGAGAAUUUAUGAAUUUUCAAAAUGCUGUUAAGAUUUUAAUUUGUUUUGCUCUUGAUACAUGGUUUCUGUUUCGAUAUCUGUUGUCUUGAACAUGCAUGAGAUUGAAUGGACCGCAUUCUCUAAAGUCGUUAUACUGAUAUCCAGUUUUCUCCUUCGCCCUUUUAGUGUAAAAGAAAUCCUGGAGCUAUCUUUUUAAGCAUUACCUACAUAUAUGAUAUAUGUGGUUGGAUGGGCCAUUUUUUCUGGACCAAGUCGUCAUUGUUGAAUUCCUGUUUUCUUGAACAUCCAUAUAGUGGCGAAACUCUGAGCAUUACCUUCUAUAUGCAUUCUACAUGACUACAUACAUAUAUAAAUUAAGUGAAGUAGCAUAUUCAUUGAGUAGAGUGCAUUAUGUGUGUUUGUGCUAUCUUUAGAAUAUUUAUUUUGCAAUACAUACACUUCUGAAACAAAAUCGUUGUUCUUGUUUUGCCAACUUUAAGCUAAUUAUAUGAGGGAUUUUGUCGUCUGAUUUACAUUUUGAUAAAUUUGUCUGUGUUGACCUGAAGAGCAGUGUUAAGAAUUGGAUGAAGAAGGCCACUUAAUUUCCUAAAAUAAACGAAAACAACAAUCCUUGUAAUCGAACCGCCCAAAAACUGUCCUUAGCAUGUUUCUGAAAAGGAAAACCAUAUAUGCCUGGCCGAAAAUAACACCAAUUAGAUAUAAAAGAUGUGAUGUCAACUUCAUAUUCAAUGAAAACUGUAUCAUCAAGUGUGAAAGUUGGCAAUAUGUAUGUGGUAGGUGUGUAUAUUACAUAUUCAUAUUUCCAUUGCUGUGAAAUAUGAUAAUGAAAGAGCUCAAAAGAGAACAUGCCAUGCCAAGUGAAAGUACUAACUGCUACCAUUGACCUGAUGGAUCUGGUUAAUAGAUUGAAUGCUAAAAUCUGUGUGGUUGGUUGAGUUUACCAUUAGUGUAAAGUGCGUGGAAAUGUGGAGUUUCCUUAACUAGAGUGGAAGAAAGUGACAAUUCAAUUCCUAUUGCCUGUGAUGUGUUGAUGUUUCUUUUUCUUUGUUCCUACUGUGCUUUGUUGUAAAAAAAUACAUGCUUGUAAGUAUAUCCUAGGAAGCAGAGGUACAAUUUAUGUAUGCUUGUAAAUGAAAUAGGAUCGAGCAUUUGAAUUCAUUUACAUGCAUCCAGUAAUUCUGUAAAUUACUUCUUCCGUCCCCUCCAUUUAAUUACUUUCUUUAUCGGGAAAUAUCUCAGUUUUUUGCAUUUAAAAUUUUAUAUUACAAAAAUAAAUCUCAAUCACUAGUUUCACCUGUUUUUUUUUCAAUUUAUCAAUAUUUUCAUUAAUUUACCAAAUUUUCACGUUAUUAAAUAUAUUUUUCUUAAUUUUUGUAUUCUAACCUUAAUAGUAUAAGUGAAUAGUAUUAUUAUCGAAGUUUAAAUAUGGAUCACCGCAGGGACUGGUUAUUGUAAGGGGUGGCAGUUUCGGGUAACGGGUCGUGUUCGUGUCAGCAAUCGGGUCAAUUUCGAGUCGAUUUCGGGUCAAGCUAAAAUCACUUAAAAUUGAAGUUAUUAGAAAUGAAAUUAGAAUUUCGGGUCAUGUCGGGUCCAUUUCGUGUCAAAACGGGUGAUUUUCGGGUCACUCUCGGGUUUUGUCUCAGUAAAUCGGGUUACGAGUUUGGGUCGGGUUCGGGUCGUGUCUGAUAUUGCCAUUAGAUGGGCUAGUUGUUCUGGAGAAUGGUAAUAACGUUGGAACUUGGUGCAACAUUCUAAUCAAAUCAGAUAGUUGUCUGCCUAUACUCUAGAAUUCUGCCUCAACACUGUGUUCUCUCUUGUCAAAUCUUUCACCCCUAUUAACCUCUUCUACUAUGUGCUUCUUACUCUAUUCGUAACAUGCUCCAGGUCAUCGCAUCUAUCAUUUCACUUGGCUUAACCAAGUCAAUAAAUCCAAUAUCAUAUCAUUAUUAUCAUCCGGUAUAUACUAUAUAGUAUAUACACAAAUAUUUUAUUGUUUUUUUAAAAGAAAUUAAGCAAAAUGAUGAAGUUGCACAUCUGUAACUUAACUUGGGUUGUUGGACGCACAAUUAACAUCUUACUUCAAGCAAGUAUCUUUGUCACUAGUAUUUAGCAACACGACUGCUAUCAUAUCACCAACACUAUCUUGCUUCCAGAUUACAACAUUCCCUAAAAGAGACAGUAAUAUUGCACAAGACAAGUAAAAUUGACGAAGAAGAGAGAAUGAAUGCACUUUUACAUUAAUAGUUGAUAUGAUCCUGAUUAAUCAUUUGAAAACAAAAUGAUUAUCUGUUUAACUCUUCUUUUCACGAUCAAGUUUACGAUUGUUUACAGUUUGAGAAUUUGUCCCGGUUGGGUUCCGAUACUUGUUUUGUUCUAAUAAAAUUAUUUGUUUGUUAAAGUCUUUAAUUAACGGCUUGCGAAGUCAAAUUCAGCCCGCGACGAAGUAUAAUAAUCCUAGUAUGAAUCGGAGCGUUAUUGCUCAAAAUAUUCACUCUAUACUAUCGGUACCAACACAAAACGGCUACUGUGGAGUCCCAAAAUUAUCAUAAUUUUCCGAUUCUCGUUUACAGUCUCACUAUAAAAGACUUGCAAGUAGACUAGACAACUGUUUGAACAAUGGAGACCAACAACCUUCCUUAAUAGUAAUAUUCCUACUCCCCUCCACUUGAUAUUCCAUUUUACGGCUCCCUAAAAACACACACUUUUUCCUUACACUAUCAUUCUAUAAGCUCACAUCCUCAAAUCUUGCUUGUGUCUCUGUAACCGCUUGUUCUUAUUACAACUUUAACUAUGUUGGACCUCAAUCUCAAUUGUCUUCCCUCAAGUUGGUUCCAUGAUCCAGCUGACUCAAAGCAUUCUUCCAACUCCUCUGUCGUCAACGUUGACACAUCGAGCCAUGCUGGCGACGAGGAGCACUCGAAUCAGCCUUAUCAUGAGCAUUGUUUCGGCAUUUUGAAGUCAGGUGGUGAACAAGUUGAUGAGCAUGGAGAGAGUUACAGUGAAGGCAGUGUCGUAAAGCCAAGAUUUACGACGAAAGAGCUGUUCCCUGUUGCAGGAGAGCCGCGGCUGAUGGACCCUCUGGUGCAGCAGCAGGGGCAGCAAGUGAAGAAGAGUCGAAGAGGGCCGAGGUCUAAGAGUUCUCAGUACAGGGGAGUCACCUUUUAUCGCAGAACUGGACGAUGGGAAUCACACAUAUGGGACACUGGGAAACAAGUUUACUUGGGGGGAUUCGACACUGCGCAUGCUGCAGCUAGGGCAUACGACCGAGCUGCAAUUAAGUUCCGUGGAGCUAGUGCUGAUAUCAACUUCAACAUUGGUGAUUAUGAUGAAGAUCUUAAAAAAAUGAAGAACUUGACCAAGGAAGAGUUUGUACACAUACUACGUCGACAGAGCACUGGGUUCUCCAGAGGAAGUUCGAAGUAUCGAGGAGUUACUCUACACAAAUGUGGGCGAUGGGAAGCUCGAAUGGGGCAGUUUCUGGGGAAAAAGUACAUCUAUCUUGGGUUGUUUGACAGUGAGAUAGAAGCUGCAAGGGCUUAUGACAAAGCGGCGAUAAAAUGCAAUGGCAGGGAUGCAGUAACCAAUUUCGAGCCAAGUACUUAUGAGAAUGAUUUAUGUUCUGAAGCUGAAACUGGAGGCAGUGGUCAGUAUCUUGAUUUGAACUUGGUAAUGUCUCCACCUGAUUUUGCUGAUGGUGCUAAAGGGACAGAUGAUUUUGGGAGUUUAAGUUUCCAGAAUCAUUUGAAAGACAUCCCUGCGGUUAUAAAAUCUAGGCAGAAGGUGAUUCAGAUAGAGGAGAGUUCCACUUCUGCAAUAAUGGGAACUCCACUGCCCCUGGGCCAAGUUUAUACGCAAGGGCAUCCCUCAUUCUGGAGUGGGGUGAAUUCAAGUGUUCUUCCUAUCUACGAGGGAAGAGCGAUGGAGAAGAUUAUUGAAGCUGAUUCACAGCCACUCUGGGCAUGGAGUAAUCAAGGACCUUAUGCUGAAGCUACUUCAGUGCCACUCUUCUCUACUGCAGCAUCAUCAGGAUUCGUUACUUCAAAGGCUAAUGCUUCAUCAGAUGGUGUUUAUUAUCCUCACUUCACCAUCCCGCCCCAUCACUACGCUCCUAAGCCAUGCCAAAUAUCGACGAACACUAACAGUGUAUUCUAUUACUGAACCACAAGUUCGAGUUCAGUCUGAGUUCAGUCUCUUCUUUGUUAGAAGUAGAAGACACUAUCAAAUUAAAUUGUUCGUUUAUGCUUUCUGUUCGUAUGGAACAUUUUAAUCUACAUUCCGAAAACUACAUGAAGGUUCAUUAAUAUUCAGGCAAUCAGGCAUGCUAU
Daucus carota subsp. sativus is the source of this 4429-nucleotide messenger RNA. Its product is annotated as AP2-like ethylene-responsive transcription factor TOE3. Bases 2895 to 4262 code for a protein of 455 amino acids. The record is from RefSeq and is a predicted model, not a curated record. The transcript has 10 exons. Lineage: Eukaryota; Viridiplantae; Streptophyta; Magnoliopsida; Apiales; Apiaceae. Gene Ontology annotation, biological process: regulation of DNA-templated transcription. Gene Ontology annotation, molecular function: DNA-binding transcription factor activity; DNA binding.